Staurois parvus is the source of this 315-nucleotide messenger RNA. NCBI's taxonomy places the organism in Eukaryota, Metazoa, Chordata, Amphibia, Anura, Ranidae. The record is from the annotation of a GenBank genome assembly.
GAAGGAGCGCUAGGUAGGAGGAGAACCAGGAAAGAGCAGCGUCUCGGAGGCCAAGAGAGUGGAGUUUUUUUUUUGAGGAGGAGGAGGGGAUGGUCAAUCAUAUCAGAAGCCGCAGAGAGGUCAAGUAGUAAGAGUACGGAGUAGUGGACAUUGGUUGGGAUGAGUACAGAGAAGUGGCCAUUGGUUGGGAUGAGUACGCAUGGCCAUUGGUUGGGAUGAGUACGGAGUAGUGGCCAUUGGUUGGGAUGAGUACGGAGUAGUGGCCAUUGGUUUGGUUGGGGAUGGGAGUACGGAGUAGUGGCCAUUGGUUGGGAU